CUUUUCCAUCAUUAUCAGCAACAUGAGCGUUAAUUCAGACGACGACAACACGCCUUCAAAGCGAAGAUGGCGAAUAUGGCUCAAUCCAACGACUACAGCCCAGCUUCUUCCUGGCGAUCCCAGAAGGCGCGAACAAAUAUGCGACAACAUAGAUGAAAGAGGCUUUGGAUGGCAGAUCUGGCUCGUAGCUGGUUCUGGCUUCUUCACUGAGUCCUACAACUUGUUCGCAACGAACGUCAUCCUACCUUCACUGGCCUACAUAUAUUGGAAUGGCGAUGAUUUCAGUAACCAUGAGUCUACGAUCAACCUCGUGACUCUAGGAGGGUCAAUAGUAGGCCAAUUGACAUUUGGCCUUCUCGCAGAUCUUCUGGGACGGAGGAAGCUCUAUGGGUUUGAACUUAUAUUUGUGAUAUUCGGUACCGUCGGCCUGGCAGGCUGCGGUACUGGUUUUGGCAAUUCAAUGAGUAUAAUGGGAUGGCUUGUAUACUAUCGUUUCUUUGUCGGAGUAGGAGUGGGGGCUGAGUAUCCAUUGGCAGGAGUUAUCACUUCUGAAUUUUCGCCAGUCCAGUCGAGAGCUCGUAUGAUGGUUGCCAUAACUCUGAUGCAACCGUUGGGGCAAUUGGCCGCUGCCGCUGUGGGUCUGACGGUUCUUACCACUCUUGGGAAGGGGAGAGGACUGGAAUCGUUGACGGAAAGCGCGGACGAUCACAAAGCAGCUGCGGCUAUCAUCGACCGCAUAUGGAGGAUAGUUAUUGGAGUAGGGGCGAUUCCCGCGUUUCUGGCCAUCGUUGCGCGUUUGACCAUCCCAGAAUCGCCAAGGUUCACUCUGGAUGUCAGCCAUGACGGCAAACAGGCACUCAAAGCCAACCAGGAGUACUUGGGCCAACCUAUUUUCGACGACUACGAUGAUAUUGUACUAGACUUUGAAGGGAGCAGUGUUCACAGCUCUAUUGCUGCCGCUCCAACUGGCAAAACACUCCCGUUUGGGUCUCCUCCUAGGGCACCUUCUAUUUUGGAGAUUCAGAACGUACCAACGAUCGGAAAUGAUACUGCAGGAGAAUCUUACCAGCUCAAAAACCUUAAUGGACCAAUCGUGCACCAAGGAAAUGGUGAUAUUGGUGUGGCAGACAAAUUCACGGAAGUGAAUGAGAUUGGAGAGGCUAAAGAAGCUUACAUACAUGUCAACGGUCGUCCACAUUCACGUUCACGUUCACGUUCAGUUUCUCCGGUGAGUCAGAGCUGGGCUCAUGAUGACAACGGAGAUCAAAAUCCCUUCGACGAGGAGCCCCCGGCGAUGCCAAAGAAUCCACAUCCCUUCUCUCGUCGAGAACUGAAGAAGUACUUUGGCACAGAAGGAAACUGGCGUAAGCUAGCCGGAGUCUCUAUCUGCUGGUGCUGCCUAGAUGUUGCAUUCUAUGGCCUUGGUAUUGGGAAUCCCAGGGUUGUGGCCCAAAUCUGGGCGUCUUCCCGUGCAUCUGACAAUAAUGCGGGCUUACCAAUGUGGGGGAAUCCAGCAGACCCGACACUAUCAAUCUACAACGUCCUAUACCAAGACUCUCUACACUAUAUCAUUACCAUUUCUCUCGGAUCCUUGUUGGGCAGCGUUGUCCUCUUGAAGGCUAUCGACUAUAUACCGCGGAAAGCUGUGUUAGCAUGGUCGUUUCUGGCACUGGGCAUCACAUUCGCAAUUGUUGGAGGGAUCUAUUCCACCGUCGUAUACACCAACCUCCACGCAUUUCUCAUUACAUUCUACGCUCUCCUACAACUGCUAUUUAAUCUUGGACCCAAUACGAUAAUCUUCUUGUUGGCGGCUGAAAUAUUCCCAACUCGCUACCGUUCAACUUGCUUCGGCAUAACUGCCGCCUCUGGCAAGCUCGGCAGCAUCAUCGUCCAAAGCAUCCUCCCAUGUGUCAAAGUCGAUGCCAGAAACAGCACCAGUAUGAGCCGAAUGCUCAUUGCUUUCGCUUUCGUGAUGGCCCUCGGCUCACUAUUUGCAUGGGCGUGGAUCCCAGAAGUGCAAUACUCUCGCAAGCCGGCAGCUGUGCCUGCCGUCCUCGAAAAUGGGCCUGUGGUAGAGCGUACUCCAGAGGAGGCAGAGGAACAGAAGCAGAGGGAGAGAUGUAAGGGUCAUAAAAUUCCAACCAAGACGCUGGAGACACUUGCAAAAGGGAGACUUGGUGAAGAUCCAGGUAAAAGAGUCGGAUUGCGGACAAACUUGAAAAAGGUGUGGGAGAAAUUACGGUCAAUCUUGCGAUCUUGAUCUUGGUGCUUUGGAAGGGUAUAUAAAUAGAUUUAAUAAUGUUACGAAAAGAAACAUUCCCCCACAAAGGCAAGUAAAAGAACCUCGGAGCUUUGAGCAGUACGGGUGAUGUGGAGAGUGGCCGGGAAGAAUAGUUAGUGGAACCAGGCUUGGCGAUAUUCCGGACCAAUCGGUUUCUGCCGAUUCGUUCCAGGGGUCUGGAACAGGCGGUAAUGGAACGUUCCAAUCGUUCCUAAGCGAGCUAAUCCCUGUAGAUUCUCGUUAUUUUAUAAAGACUUCUAUUAAUUAUACUAUUAAGAGGC
Molecule: messenger RNA, 2562 nt
Organism: Hyaloscypha bicolor E
Lineage: Eukaryota; Fungi; Ascomycota; Leotiomycetes; Helotiales; Hyaloscyphaceae
Product: MFS general substrate transporter
Exons: 4
Coding region: 23-2260 (745 amino acids)
Biological process (GO): transmembrane transport
Cellular component (GO): membrane
Molecular function (GO): transmembrane transporter activity
Source: RefSeq, a predicted model, not a curated record